Molecule: messenger RNA, 2758 nt
Organism: Candidula unifasciata
Lineage: Eukaryota; Metazoa; Mollusca; Gastropoda; Stylommatophora; Geomitridae
Source: the annotation of a GenBank genome assembly
AUGGAGAUGGUCGGAUUCUCCCAGGAGACACAGAGAAAAAUCUUCAGUGUUUUGUCAGCAGUUCUCCAUCUAGGCAAUGUAGAGUUUAAAAAAAAAGGAGACAAGCACCAUGAUGAGUCUGUGAUGGUGAAGAAUAUGGAAUCAAUCCAAAUCAUCUCUAAACUGCUGAAGGUGAAGGAGAGGUAUGUCUUGGAGGCACUGACACAGAAGAAAACCACUGCAGGAGAUGAAACAUUUGUGAUCAAUUACAAGAUGGAUGAUGCAGUAGCAACUCGUGAUGCCAUGGCCAAGUGUAUCUAUGGGGCACUCUUCGACUGGAUCGUCUUAAAAGUCAACCAGGCUCUCCUAGCGAAGAAGCAUGACUCCGAGCAUGAGGGUGACUCCAUUGGGGUGCUUGACAUUUUUGGAUUUGAAGACUUUGGUCACAACAGUUUUGAACAGUUCUGCAUUAAUUACGCCAAUGAACAUUUGCAGUACUAUUUCAACCAACAUAUAUUCAGGUUUGAGCAGGAAGAAUAUCAGAGAGAAGGCAUCCACUGGAAAAAUAUCGAGUUUAUUGACAACACCGGCAGUCUAGAGUUGUUCUCUAAACGUCCGGGAGGGCUAUUCUGUUUGUUGGAUGAAGAGUGCAGUUUUCCAGCGGCUACCAAUGAAACUUUGCUAAUCAAAUUCACACACCAUCAAAAGGGCAACCCCCAUUACCAAGUGUCUCAGCUGAAAGAAGGAGCAUUCAGUAUUAUGCACUAUGCUGGGAGAGUCAAGUACUUUGUCAAGGAUUUCCGUGAGAAGAACCUGGACUUGGUUCGACCAGAGAUUGUAGCUACACUGAAGAAAAGCAGCCUUACUUUUGUCAGGGAAUUGAUGGGCAUUGAUCCUGUUGCUGUUCUACGCUGGUCCGUAGUUCGAGCAUUUUUCAGAUGUUUCUUUGCUUUCAUCAAAGCUGGAAAGACAUACAGUAAAAAUGGGGGGAAAGAAAGUCGCAGGCGACCUAAAAAAGAACCAGACACAACAGUACAAAAUGUCUUAAAUGAAGGUUUGCAAAAUUCUGGACUGGUAGAUGAUGAUCAUCCCUCCUCUCACACUCACCCAAGACCACACACAGACUACCAUCUACAGCAGCAGAAAGAGGAGAUACAUGAAGAACUGCUCCUAUACAGCAGCCUGGAGAACCGCUUGAGUGAGAACGAAGUUCAAGUCAUCCGCAAAGCUCACAAACUGCUCAUGAGAAACAAGUCUUUCAGGCCAAAACCAAGACCUUCUCUUAGUUUCCACGAUAUCAAAGCCCUAAAGGCCAUUGCUAGUCGCACCAUGGGAAGCACGGCUCGGGCCACAGGAAACAAGAAGCAGCCACCGACAGUUGGGGCUCAGUUCCAGUGGUCCUUGGCACGACUGAUGAACACACUCAAUCAGGCAAACCCAUACUUCAUUCGAUGUAUCAAGUCAAACAAGGAGAAGGCACCAUGUGUUUUUGAUGAAGAGCUUGUGAUGCGACAGUUGAGGUACACAGGAAUGUUAGCCACAGUCAAAAUUCGGCAGUCAGGGUACAACUACAGGCUUUUGUUUGAGGAGUUUAUCAGUUUGUACAAAAUCUUGCUACCAAGGAAACGGCAACACACUAAAGAGGACAUCAGACAUUUCCUGAAAUCUAUGAGCUUGCAGGAAGAGAACUAUCAGAUUGGUAUCAAUAAGAUCUUUUUGAGGGAAUCAGAGAAGAUGCGGCUCGAUGAAGCCUUGCAUUCUGCUAUCAUGAAGAGGGUGAUCACUAUACAGAGAUGGGUGAAGACCUGUUUAGAGAGACGAGCCUUCUUUCGCCUCAAGGAGGCUACUGUGCUAGUACAGACUCAUAUCAGGCGGUACUUGGCCCAGCGAGACUUCCAUGAACAUCUGUAUCAGACAGGGGCUGCAGUUCUGAUUCAGACUCACAUCCGGUGCUGCCUGGCUCGCAGAAUGUUCCUGGCCAAGCGAGCUGCCGUUAUUUACAUUCAGUCUUAUAUUCAAGCAGUGCUUGUGAGACGGAGGUUCCUUGAGCUGCGAGAAGAGUACUAUGCAAUGUUAGCAAAGGAAGCGCAGGAGAGGAGAGAUCGGGAGAAGCUGGCAAAAGAAAAAGACCAGUGGGAGAAAGAACAGGAGAAUGAAAGAUUGCGUUUGGAAGCUGAGAGAGUUAGAAAAGAAGAAAUUCAGAAAAGAGACAGAAUAGUCAGAGGCAAAUUUGACAGAGAGCAGUCACUGGUUGAGAGGUUGGAGUUGGAUCUGAAAAGACGAGAGAGGAAGGAAGAGCUACAUUCAACAGCUAGCGAUGAAGGUGUCCUAGUUAAAGCGUCCAGCACAGAGGAAUUUGAGGAUAAAGAUGACCGCCCUCUUCCAAGGAGGGACUCAGAAGAAAGCAGCGGUAUUAUGGAUGGAUCUGACACUGAACUGUCUUCAGUAGACAAGUUAUCCAGAUGUACCUUUGAAACGCCACCUCCUACACCACCUGUCCAAAGAGUUCAAGAAACUAUGAAAACAUUCCAAAAGAUGUCAGAUGAGGAGCCAUUUCCAACAUCUCCUGAUGCUAGUGGAAGACCUCCACCCAUAGAGAUUCCAGGCUCCACCCCGCUUUCUGAUGACAAACGCCGUGAGCUUGAGUCCAUCCUGUCACAACAGAAGAGGAAGGAAGAGAGUGGGGAAGGAGGAGAUGACCUGGCUAGCAGUCAUCUGAGCCCUCUUCACAAGGCCAGGAGGCAUUGGAGAAACUGGGUAGGAGUCAGACCACCUUACG